UCACUCCCAUCUCACCAUUCUCACUCUUUCUUUCGGUCUUUUACGGGACUGGACACACAUUAUUUUUCUUAACGAGGGGAAGCAACCAAGGGACAAACAGCAGAGAUGAAAAAUGCUUUUUUACAUAUUUACCUAUCAAAAUUUUAGGGUCUUUUUUGGAUGUUGAGUUUCCCUCACUUUUGUUCUUUGUGUUAUAAUAUUAGUCUCUUUCUCUCUCAAACAUUUUCUAGAGAGAGAGAGAUAGAGAGAGAGAUAGAAAGAGUGAGAGAGAGAUAGAAAGAAAGAUAGAGGGGAAUCAGACAAACAAAAAGUGUCAUAAUUUGAUCACUGUCUGCCAAAUUAUUCUAAAAAGUAAUUUUAUUUGGUCCAGAACGAUACUAUUUGGAUUUGACCAUUUUUAUUUUCUAAUUGAGUUUGUUUAGACGUGUACCUGGAUAACUUGACAUGACAAUACCUUCCUAUAGGCAUGUUUCUGCUAUCACAGAGGUGCAAAUUGUUCAUCUAUAAGAUUGAUACCGUUCACUAAGGAAUUUGAUUUCAUUUUCAAUCUGGUCAGACACAUUUCCAAAGAGAAAAACUACUGGACAGUGCUGGACAUGAACUGAUAUGAGGGGAUCAUCCCCAAGCUCGGAACCAGAAACAUAGAACUAACUGACACACUGACGGACAACGAGGCAUAACCGUGGAAACGGGCAGACUGCCGCCCAAGUACACUCACUGACCCACGGAGACGGACAGACAGACAGUCUGAUGCCAACUGUCUCUGCUGUCAAUCUCACGGCACAACUCCUCCUGCUGUUGCUAUGGGCAACCCACCCGACCAUGGCAACCAACUGGCUCUCCCUGGCGAGGAUGCCGCGCUCGCGGCCCGUGUCGGGUGCUGCCCCCUGUGGGCGGCUGAGGGGACUGUCCGUGGGGCAGGUGGGGGUGUGCAGGGCGCGGGGAGAAGUCAUGGAGUCUGUGCGCAAGGCAGCCGAGAUGGUCAUAGAGGAGUGCCAGCACCAGUUUCGUAAUCGGCGUUGGAACUGCUCCACCACCCCGCGUGGAGUCAACGUGUUCGGUAGAGUCAUGAGCCAAGGCACCCGUGAGGCGGCCUUUGUGCACGCCCUGUCCUCGGCGGCGGUAGCGGUUGCAGUAACGCGAGGCUGCAGCCGGGGGGAGCUAGAGCGGUGUGGCUGCGACAGAAAGGUCAGAGGGGUCAGUCCCGAGGGUUUCCAGUGGUCUGGGUGCAGUGAUAACCUUUCCUAUGGUGUGGCCUUCUCCCAGACCUUUGUGGAUGAGACGGAGCGUGCCAAGGGGAUGUCGGCAGGGCGACCCCUCAUGAAUGUCCAUAACAACGAGGCUGGACGGAAGGCUAUCCUCCAUAACAUGCAGGUGGAGUGUAAGUGCCAUGGUGUCUCGGGAUCCUGUGAGCUGAGGACCUGCUGGAAAGUCAUGCCCCCAUUUCGGCGCGUUGGCGCCGUGCUGAAGGAACGCUUUGAUGGAGCCACAGAGGUGCGUCUAUCCCGUAUCGGCUCCAGAACAGCCCUGCUGCCCCGGGACCCCCAGGUCAAACCUCCCGCCGCCAGGGACCUGGUGUACCUCGCUGUCUCUCCAGACUUCUGCCGUCUCGACCCCGACAAUGGGAUCCCCGGGACGGCCGGCCGACGCUGUAACGGCACCUCCCGGCUGGCCCCAGAUGGCUGUGAGCUGGUGUGUUGUGGGCCAGGGUACCGGGCAGGCCGGGCCGAGGUGGUGCAGCGCUGCUCCUGUAAGUUCUCCUGGUGCUGCUCGGUCCGCUGCCAGCAGUGCAAAAACACAGUGAUGAUCCACACCUGCCGAGAGUGAACCCAGUCUAUGCAGAACCCAGAGCAGACACGCAAGAACCUUACACUUGUCCAGACACUCUAGAACACAGCCCAGACACUCCAGAACACUACCCAGACACAACAAUGCCCAGACACUCUAGAACACAACUCAGACACUCUAGAACACAGCCCAGACACUCCAGAACACUACCCAGACACAACAAUGUCCAGACACUCUAGAACACAACUCAGACACUCUAGAACACAGCCCAGACACUCCAGAACACUACCCAGACACAACACUGUCCAGACACUCUAGAACACAACAGUACCCAGACACUCUAGAACACAACACUACCCAGACAUUCUGGAACACUACAACGACCAGACCCGUGGAGGCUGCUGAGGGGAGGACGGCUCAUAAUAACGGCUGGAAUGAAGUAAAUGGAAUAGCAUGUGUUUGAUACUAUUCCACUAGUUCCGCUCCAGCCAUUACCACGAGCCCGUCUUCCCCAAUUAAGGUGCCACCAACCUCCUGUGUACCAGACACUCUAGAACCAGGGUUCCCAACCUAGGAGGCGCCAACGUUUCUUUUGGGGGGGCAGGACCUUCCUUGACUUGAGGGUUAUAUUUUUUUUAAUUGUUUAUACCGAUCUAAAACAACACAUAAAUCUGUGAAGCUUUAGGCUAGAAACAAACGGUAAAAUGCCCGAGGAAGAUGCGACUCUGGGAAUAUCUUUGCUUUGUCUCUAUGACAUUCAGAAUCUGAGUUAUGACCUAAAGUCAAGGAGUCAAAGAAAUUGGACUUUGCUUGGGAAGUAAUCUUAUACAAUGUGUGACUCUCUCGCUAUCAAUUGAUCUAUUCACUUUCUGUAAAAUAUAAUAUGUAUAAUUAAAUUGAGGUUGAUAUACAUUUUAAUAAAACAUAUUUGGUAGCGGAAUAACAUUGUGGAAAAUCGGGUCAAGACUUUAUUUUCCUUAUGCAUUAUUAUUAUAAUCAUUAAAUAGCCUACCUAAAAUCCUAGGUCCCUGAAAUUAAACAAAGUUACAUUUUUCAAAUGUGAAAAGUGGGGCCCUGGGGGAAAGGUUGGGAACCGCUGCUGUAGAACACUGUCCAGACAUUGUAGAACAACACUUUGAUGACAUGUUCUACAAAACUGACCUGACAUACACUUUAAGACUCUGGCAAGAACCGUGUGGAUAGUAUAAGCCAGUGCAUUAUAAGAGUGAGGACCUACGCAUGACAGAAACCUCUGCAAGGGAAGGCAGAAAGGGUGGAAUGACCUCUCCCAUUACCUCUAAUGCCAGAAAGUAGAGAGAUAUACUAACAAGCAUGGAAGGAAGGAAACUCACUGCAUAGAGCAAUAUUCACACUCCCAUGGAACAUAUUACACUCAUGAUGUACUCUUUCAACCAAAAAGGAACUAUAAUGCAGCAUUGCAAGCCAGCGUCCAACACUGUGUAGGUGAUUGUCUAGAUCACAAUGGCACACAGCCUACAGCGAGCACACACACACAUAAUUAACUUAAACUGACAAAGCGUUUAAAGCCGAAAUUAACCACAACUAACAAGGAAAUUAUUACAGCCCUUUUCUUAAAUGCGUUUGAUUUCACUGUAGUAAGUAGUUGCAGUCUUUAUACAUGUACUGUAUUUAUGAUUCUUGAUUUCAGUGUAGUUGGUAGUUGCAGUCUUUAUACAUGUACUGUAUUUAUGAUUCUUGAUUUCAGUGUAGUAGGUAGUUGCAGUCUUUAUACAUGUACUGUAUUUAUGAGUCUUUUGAUUUCACUGUAGUAAGUAGUUGCAGUCUUUAUACAUGUACUGUAUUUAUGAGUCUUUUGAUUUCACUGUAGUAAGUAGUUGCAGUCUUUAUACAUGUACUGUAUUUAUGAGUCUUUUGAUUUCAGUGUAGUAAGUAGUUGCAGUCUUUAUACAUGUACUGUAUUUAUGAGUCUUUUGCCACAAUUCUGUCUUUUAUUUAUUUGUACAUCAAUCAUCCUGUGGCCUCCUCCUACCCCUCAGAUUCUACCAGUGAGAAUACCUGUCCUUUCCCCCCAGUCCGUCUGCAUCCAUAUUGCUUUUGUCCAACGCUGAUAAAACAAUUGUCAUGCAUGUUGCUAGUGUUCUGCACAGUUGACUUGGUCAAAUAAACUUGUUUUGACCACA
This is a messenger RNA of Salvelinus fontinalis (brook trout), 3950 nucleotides long. RefSeq names its product protein Wnt-4-like. Gene Ontology annotation, cellular component: extracellular region. The record is from RefSeq and is a predicted model, not a curated record. Gene Ontology annotation, molecular function: frizzled binding; cytokine activity. Gene Ontology annotation, biological process: cell fate commitment; neuron differentiation; canonical Wnt signaling pathway. The transcript has 9 exons. Lineage: Eukaryota; Metazoa; Chordata; Actinopteri; Salmoniformes; Salmonidae. The coding region runs from base 751 to 1827 and encodes 358 amino acids.